AUGUCUACCAAAACACAAUCAAAAAUUCAAAAAUCAACACCGCAUGGGCAAUCCAAGCAGCAUCUGCAUCUGCAGCUGCAGCUGCAGCUGCAACAACAACGACAAUCGCUAUCUUCCUGUCAAAAGAAAGGCCAUGGUCCAACUAAUUCUAAGAUAAAGGAAUACGAGUCACUCAAGCAAAAGAAUAAUAUACUCAUGAAUAAAAUAUAUUUACAUUUAUUUGAAUUCAUAUCGUCGCCGCAAUUUGAACGGUGUUUCCCAGUAUUGGAAUUUCAAUCUGCUAUAUUGUUGAGUUGUAUUGAUUUGAUAAAAUUGGGGAAACUAGGGUUGCUGACAGAGACAGAAGUAAAGACAAAUUCAGAGGUGACAAGUAAUAGAAGUGGUAGGAAGAGGUUUGACCUAAAUGACUGCGACAGGGGGGAGAGAGAUAUCAUGCGUAUAUUGAUUAGAGCAAAUGACUGGAUGAAUAAAUGGGAAUCGGUGGGCAAGGCUAAUUGUUGCUGA
Molecule: messenger RNA, 504 nt
Organism: Lodderomyces oxycetoniae
Lineage: Eukaryota; Fungi; Ascomycota; Pichiomycetes; Serinales; Debaryomycetaceae
Exons: 1
Coding region: 1-504 (167 amino acids)
Source: RefSeq, a predicted model, not a curated record